Messenger RNA from Suncus etruscus (white-toothed pygmy shrew), 2436 nucleotides. It is a transcript of the gene SH3GL2, whose product is annotated as SH3 domain containing GRB2 like 2, endophilin A1. The coding region runs from base 28 to 1086 and encodes 352 amino acids. Gene Ontology annotation, biological process: synaptic vesicle uncoating. Gene Ontology annotation, cellular component: cytoplasm; glutamatergic synapse; presynapse. Lineage: Eukaryota; Metazoa; Chordata; Mammalia; Eulipotyphla; Soricidae. The record is from RefSeq and is a predicted model, not a curated record. Gene Ontology annotation, molecular function: protein binding. The transcript is spliced from 9 exons.
GCCGGGCUCCCCUCGCACCCUCCAGCCAUGUCGGUGGCCGGGCUCAAGAAGCAGUUCCACAAAGCCACUCAGAAAGUGAGUGAGAAAGUUGGAGGAGCUGAAGGAACCAAGUUAGACGAUGAUUUCAAGGAGAUGGAAAGGAAAGUGGAUGUCACCAGCAGGGCUGUGAUGGAAAUAAUGACUAAAACAAUUGAAUACCUUCAACCCAAUCCAGCUUCCAGAGCUAAACUCAGCAUGAUCAACACCAUGUCCAAAAUUCGUGGCCAGGAGAAAGGGCCAGGCUAUCCCCAGGCAGAGGCGUUGCUCGCAGAGGCCAUGCUCAAAUUUGGAAGAGAGCUGGGAGAUGAUUGCAACUUUGGCCCUGCUCUUGGUGAUGUGGGAGAGGCCAUGAGGGAACUCUCAGAGGUUAAGGACUCUUUGGACAUGGAAGUAAAACAGAACUUCAUUGACCCACUUCAAAAUCUUCAUGACAAAGAUCUAAGGGAAAUUCAGCAUCAUUUAAAGAAGUUAGAGGGUCGACGCCUUGACUUUGAUUAUAAGAAGAAACGACAAGGCAAGAUUCCAGAUGAAGAGCUCCGUCAGGCUCUGGAGAAAUUUGAUGAAUCUAAAGAAAUUGCUGAGUCAAGCAUGUUCAAUCUCUUGGAGAUGGAUAUUGAACAGGUGAGUCAACUCUCUGCACUGGUGCAAGCACAGCUGGAAUAUCACAAACAAGCCGUUCAGAUCCUGCAGCAAGUCACGGUCAGACUGGAAGAAAGAAUAAGGCAUGCUUCAUCUCAGCCUAGAAGGGAAUAUCAGCCUAAACCACGAAUGAGCUUGGAAUUUCCAACAGGAGACAAUACUCAACCCAAUGGAGGCCUCUCCCACACAGGCACCCCCAAACCUACAGGUGCCCAGAUGGAUCAGCCCUGCUGUCGAGCUCUGUACGACUUUGAACCCGAAAAUGAAGGGGAGUUGGGUUUUAAGGAGGGUGACAUCAUCACGCUCACUAAUCAAAUCGAUGAGAACUGGUAUGAGGGGAUGCUUCAUGGCCAGUCAGGCUUCUUCCCAAUCAAUUAUGUGGAAAUUCUUGUUCCUCUGCCCCAUUAGGAUGCUAUGUUGGCUGGCUCACCUCCUCUUGACCCAGAUAGUUAAGUUUAACCACUGCUUUGGUAAUGCUGCUUACAACACAACCCAAGUGCAGGUCGCAGUGGUCUAAGUCAUCAAGCCCCACUGAAUAUCUUUGGUUAACUUGUGCAAGUUCACAAGUGUCAUGGCGCUGGAUGGUAUCUUCUUAGCCUGGUAGGCAUGGCAUGAGCUUUUUAACUACCAUCUGAGACCAGCCAUUAGUGCUGUUUACACAGUUCUCAGGAGGAUGUGGGUUUUUAGAAUAUGACUAUGAGCCACGUCACAGAAAAUCCAUUCCACUGAUUAUCUAUUAUUCACAGGCCAUCUCAAGGUCUCAGGUUCUCCAUUUAAUAGGAGAAAGUUGUUGCUUUCAUACUUUCCCCUGCCCUAUUAUGUGAAUAUAAAGUAUUGUUGAAGAAAGUCUCCCUCACCAGCAAUUAUCUUCUGGUCUGAAUGCAUUUAGUCUCUUGAUGCUAUCAGUAGAAAGGUGUUGAGUGUGGGUACAAAACCUUCUCUGAAAACUGUCACUUUUGUUCCCCACCCCAUAUACGCCUACUUCUGAGGUACAGCCAGCUCCUUCCUUCUCUGCUAUUAAUAUCAGGGGGGAUUCCCAUUUUAUUUCUAUGUAAUACAGUUAGCAAUCAGCAUACUGUAAGAGUGGAUAAAAGGAGAGUCUUCCACGUGAAGAAUUGGGAAGAGAUGAUUUCAAAACUUAUAACUUGCUGUACAGAAUUGUAUUUAGGCCAUUUCUGAAGGAUACAAGGGUGGGGAACAAAUAUAUUCACCUUUAUUUAUGAAGUACGUGUUUCAAGAGUCCAUUUGACAAGAGACAAAGAGAAAAAACAUCAUAGACCAUUUUCUCACUAGUUCAUAGAUUAAAAUAGUAAAUAACUUUACUCUCCAUGUUCACCUUGUGUUCUUUGAACAUCGUUUAUGCAUAUUCUGCCCUCAAUGAGGACCAAAUAAAGAUGAUUUUGUGCUUAGCAGUUUAAGAUGUGUGUGGCUGCAUAUGCAAAAACCUUUUUCUAGUCAGUCAUUCCUUUCAUUUCUUCUCUUCUAUUUCAUCUUCAUUUUGUGUGUAUAGUAUUGUGAGUAAACUUAUGAGUGUUUCUUUUGUCCUAUUUUUUGGUAUCAGUCAUUAAAGUCCUGUUAGGUAUUCAGAGUUCUAUUUAUAUAGCUGUACAGAUUCUUUCAGAGAUAUAAUGUGCUGCUUCGGAUGUGCCACCUGCAGUAGUGGAUCAUGUGGAGUGAAAAGCAAAUCUUACUGCUUAAUGUAUAAACUCUUACUAUGGGAAGCAUUGCUGUUUCCAAUAAAUAUUGCUGAAGACAGAA